CUUGUCGCCUCCCAAACAACCAUCUCGCAAACAGAGAUGCUAGUUGGUGAGUGAAGCUACUCAUCAUGAAACCUUUCCGGCCUCUCACCCUCACGCGCCCACGUCCUGAAAAUGGCGAGCCACCGAGCAAGAAACGAAGAAUUGGAUCUAAUGCACUGUCGGUGGGCAACCGCCAACCGCUCAAUACUAUGAACAAUCCAGCACCAGCACAAUUCCUACCCCCGGGUCUCGAAGGAAAUUAUUAUACAGUAUUAUGGCGAAAACAUACGACCAAGAAGAAUAAGACAUGGGACGGAGAUGGUGUUCUUGCUGUCGUGGGUGGAUACGCUACGCUCAACGACAGCGAGACGGGGAAAGAGCUGGGAAAGGGAGCAUGCAGUCGGCCACUACUCCCCGGAUCUACUCUUUCCAUUGGUGGAAGAGAAAUAGAGGUUGAGAAUUCCAUGGAUAAGGCAGAUUACCUUUCGGGACGCAUGUUCCUAGGCAAGGUUGCGGCUGCACCAAUACAGCAGCCAAAGCGGCCUGAGCCAGGACACAAGCCUCUGUUAUCGGUUAAACCAAAUUCGAAGAAGGGUCAAGAAACUGCCGACGACAAGGAGAUUGUGCCCGAGUACAAGCUCUCGGCUUAUCGCAAGCAGCAAUUCAAGGCACCGUUGCUAUCUACCACCGUCAUGCCGCAGCGCAACCCGUCAAUUCCGCAACCCCGUCACGACCCAAAUGCACCCAACGCCCUCAUUAUGAAACGACCUGAUUCAUGUCCCAAAGGAAAGCAAAUAGUUGAUGUAGUUGUCGACCCAGUCCUCAGCAAGCACCUCCGAGAUCACCAACGCGAGGGUGUACAAUUUUUGUACGAAUGCGUUAUGGGUAUGCGAUGCGAGGGCGAGGGUGCUAUCAUGGCUGACGAGAUGGGCUUGGGUAAAACGCUUCAGACCAUCACACUUCUCUGGACACUGAUGAAGCAGAAUCCGAUACAUGAUUCCCCUCCUCUUAUCAAGAAAGCCCUAAUCGUCUGUCCAGCUGGUCUAGUAGAUAAUUGGAAACGUGAGUUCCGCAAGUGGCUCGGCAAUGAGAGAGUCGGUGUGUUCGUAUUGGAUGCAAAGAACAAGAAGAUUGCCAACUUCACCAUGGGCAAGUCUUACAACAUUAUGAUUGUCGGAUACGAGAUGCUUCGUAUCGUUCAAGAAGAGCUGAAGAAGGGCAGCGGUGUCGAUAUCGUCAUUGCAGACGAGGGUCAUAGGUUGAAAACAGCGAGCAAUAAGGCCAUGCUUGCUAUCCAGUCUCUGAACACGGAGAGGCGCAUCAUUCUGUCUGGUACUCCGUUACAGAACGAUCUUGGCGAGUUCUAUACUGCCAUCGAUUUUGUCAACCCUGGACUCCUCGGACAACGAUCCGCCUUCAAGCGAUCGUUCGAGCUGCCCAUUAUGCGUAGUCGUCAGCCGGACGCAAGCGAAGCAGAACUUGAAAAAGGCGAGGCACGCUGGAAGGAGCUUGUAUCUCUGACUAGUCAGUUCAUGAUCCGGCGGACAGCAGAAGUCCUUUCGAAAUACCUACCGCCGAAAACUGAGCACAUUGUCUUCUGCAGGCCCACCAAAGGACAAGCGGAGACCUACCGCGCUAUUCUCGGCUCGCCAACAUUCAGACUUGCGCUGGGUAGUACGGAUAUUGCGCUGCAGCUCAUCAACGUGCUGAAGAAAGUCUGCAACAGCCCUUCAUUACUCAAAUCGUCCAAGGACAAUGAUGACACGCCAUCUGAGAUGCUUCAGUCCAUCAUCCCACUCAUCCCCAGCAAAAUCCUCAGUUCAAGCGCUUCAAGCGCAAAGUUGCGACUACUCGACAGCCUCAUUCACUCCAUCUAUACCACGACCGAAGAAAAAAUCGUCAUAGUCUCAAACUACACAACAACACUAGACAUGAUUGAGCGCCUCCUCGUAUCCCUUUCCUACACCUUCCUCCGUCUCGACGGCAGCACACCCGCCUCGAAGCGCCAGUCCCUCGUCGAGAAGUUCAACAAAACCCCCAAAACAACCUCGUUCGCCUUCCUCCUGUCCGCCAAAUCCGGCGGUGUAGGUCUCAACCUCAUUGGCGCCUCGCGCAUCGUGCUCUUCGACAUCGACUGGAACCCCGCCACCGACCUGCAAGCCAUGGCCCGCAUCCACCGCGACGGCCAGAAGCUACCGUGCAAAGUCUACCGCUUCCUCGUGCAGGGCGGUCUCGACGAGAAAAUCUACCAGCGCCAAGUCAUGAAAAUGGGCCUCGCCAACGCAGUCGUAGAUAACAAAGCCUCCGCAUCCUCCUUUUCCCAAGAAGAACUCCGCGAUCUGUUUCGGCUAGACGAGCGCGAGGGGUGCCAGACUCACGAUUUACUCGGCUGCACGUGCGAGUGUCGGGGCAAGCUCGAGGAUACGCUUGGUGCUACAAAUGAACAGUCUGAAGAAGAGGUGGAAGAAGAGGAAUACCCGAUGCUUCGCAAAGCUAGCGAGGUUAAUGUCGAGGAGCAGGAGGCGAAGAUUAAGGCGAGGCGCGCGGCGAAGCAACCGAAGUUGAGGAUGUUGAUGGAGUAUCGGCAUAUUGAUACCAAGGUUCUUAAGGGUAUGGAUAAGGGUGCUGACGAGGGAAGUGCAGAAGAUGAGGUAGUGGAUGAUUUGGCGGUCGCGGUGGAUGAUGAUGUUUUCCUUAGUGUCUUGAAGCAACCGGAGUGUAAUGUGGGGUUUCUGCUUACCAAGUCGACGUCGUAGAUUCUUUUUUUUACAUGGGCAGGGAUGUGGGAGGUAAGUAGUGUAUUUGCUACAUUCGCGUAUGCAUAGCGUUGGCGUUUCUUCUAUUCAAUACAUCGGGAUCGGGAGGUAAAGAACAUGAGGCGGCAAUGAUGAGGUAUUUAUCAAAUAUAGAGUAUCGUAUCAUUCAGGUUAUGUUGCAGAGGUGGAAAGGGGUGAGAGUUGCUCGAGAGCAUAGACUUUUGUAAAACAAAUAUUUGAUUAUCCCACUAAAGCAAGAGAGUGAACAAGACUAUUAUGGAAUACAAUUCCUCCGAUGAACUGAUCAGCUCCAUUAUGAGGA
Bipolaris sorokiniana ND90Pr is the source of this 3057-nucleotide messenger RNA. RefSeq lists its product as uncharacterized. The coding region runs from base 66 to 2735 and encodes 889 amino acids. Gene Ontology annotation, molecular function: ATP binding; DNA translocase activity; ATP-dependent chromatin remodeler activity. Gene Ontology annotation, biological process: double-strand break repair via homologous recombination; reciprocal meiotic recombination. The transcript has a single exon. Gene Ontology annotation, cellular component: nucleus. The record is from RefSeq and is a predicted model, not a curated record. Lineage: Eukaryota; Fungi; Ascomycota; Dothideomycetes; Pleosporales; Pleosporaceae.